GUGCAGAUAAUAAAUAUGCAUUGGGAAAUUUGACAAUAUAAAAGUAAAUGAAUUAUGUGGCCAUAAUCAUCCAACCAAACGACUUCAGCUUUUUGAACUUUUUCGAGUCCAAACCCAAUUCCAACCACAAUCAAAUCAUCUGGCUCACAUUCACCAACAAUCCAUCUCGAACCUUCUUCGCCUUCUUCCUUAAUCUUUGUUUUAAACCACGUUACAUCCAUGCAAAGCCCCUUGUCCUGAACAGAUAUUCCACAACCCCCAUCACCAUCUUCUUCAUCAUCUUCCAGUCGUUUUCUGCUGUUUGCCGGCGAAAAUGUCCGGUGCCGGGGAAAAUUCCGGUGGUGAGUGCUGUUACUAUUCUGUACUUGGACUGUGUAAGCAAGCUUCUGGCGAUGAAAUCCGAGGAGCUUACCGUAAGCAAGCCAUGAAAUGGCAUCCCGAUAAGUGGAUGAAAGACCCAAAAAUGGCCGCUGAAUCUAAACGGCGGUUUCAGCAAAUCCAAGAGGCUUAUUCAGUUCUAUCAAACAAGGGGAAAAGAAGCAUAUACGACGCCGGAUUGAUUUCAUUUCUUACAGACGAUGAUGACGAAGGAUUCUGCGAUUUCAUGAACGAAAUGGUUUCGAUGAUGAAGAACGCCACACCGCAGCAGGGGAAGAAGAAGAAGAACAGUUUGGAGGAUCUAAGAGGAUCGUUAAUGGAGAUGAUGGUAGCCGAUGAACAGCUCGGCUGGGAAUUUCAAUCUCGUCCUCUUAAUGCUAGAAAAAGAAGCCGAGUUGCAGAGAUUUGAUGCUUUCGCGCUUUUUAUUUGACCCGAAAUUGGCAUCCAAAAAAGCCCUAAUUUAAUUUAGUCUAAUUACAACCAUUUAGUCUAUAUUGUUAUAAUAUAUUAAAGCUUUUUUAGAUUAAUAAAUCGAUUAAUGCUCGU
Molecule: messenger RNA, 925 nt
Organism: Cucurbita moschata (crookneck pumpkin)
Lineage: Eukaryota; Viridiplantae; Streptophyta; Magnoliopsida; Cucurbitales; Cucurbitaceae
Product: chaperone protein DnaJ-like
Exons: 5
Coding region: 314-787 (157 amino acids)
Source: RefSeq, a predicted model, not a curated record